Molecule: messenger RNA, 1145 nt
Organism: Pomacea canaliculata
Lineage: Eukaryota; Metazoa; Mollusca; Gastropoda; Architaenioglossa; Ampullariidae
Product: histone H3.3
Exons: 3
Coding region: 145-555 (136 amino acids)
Cellular component (GO): nucleosome
Molecular function (GO): protein heterodimerization activity; DNA binding; structural constituent of chromatin
Source: RefSeq, a predicted model, not a curated record
AGCUAGCUUUUUCAACCAGUUAAAACGAGCGUUUCAGUGACAUCACCAAUGUUAAUGUAUUCAUUACCACAGUGCGUUGCGAAUUUUGCGGCAAAUUGUGAACGCAGUUCCUGAGAUAUCGGCUCAGAGUGAAGAGAAAUUAAAAUGGCCCGUACUAAGCAGACAGCUCGUAAAUCAACUGGUGGUAAGGCACCUCGAAAACAGCUGGCCACCAAGGCUGCACGUAAAAGUGCACCAUCUACUGGUGGUGUUAAGAAGCCUCACCGUUACAGGCCAGGUACUGUGGCUCUGCGUGAAAUUAGAAGGUACCAGAAGUCAACUGAGCUACUUAUUCGCAAGCUCCCUUUCCAGCGUUUGGUUCGUGAAAUUGCACAGGACUUCAAGACAGACUUGAGAUUCCAAAGUGCAGCUAUUGGUGCUCUGCAGGAGGCCAGUGAAGCUUACCUUGUGGGUCUAUUUGAGGACACAAACUUGUGUGCCAUUCAUGCAAAACGUGUCACCAUCAUGCCCAAGGACAUCCAGCUGGCCCGCCGCAUUAGAGGAGAACGUGCAUAGUGAGCUGCUAUCAAGACCUGGAUUAUGUGCAUAAGAUCAUCACAUUUUUGCUUCAUGUUCAUAUCAUCAGCUGCUGUGUGACUUCAUAAUACUUUCCAUCAAGAAGAGGAUAGUUUUCAGCUGCUAGCUACUGAACACUUUUGAGUGUUGUACUGUCCUUAUAUGGCGGAACUCUCUGAGACUUUUCUACUUUGUGUCUUUUUAAUUAAUCCUUUUUUUUUUUUUCCUUUAAUCAAGGAGUGGGAUGUUUGAAUUCAGAUACAUGCUAUCUACCACCUAUACCCUCUCCUUUUGAGAUGACUGACUGGAGGGCUAAACUUGUUAUACGUUGUCAGUGUUAGAAUGUUCAUUGUCAACGUCAUUUCAUUGACUUGGGGUUCUUGUCCAGAGUUUCAUCAUAAUUCUUAACAAACCUGUUUUUUUAAUCAGGGAAUGGCUAGUUCCAUACCUAAAAGGCAGCAGUUGAUCAAGCGUGACACAAACCUGCAAACAGCAUCUAGUGGGACAGACAAGUGGGUUUAUGUGACCUUAGAUUGAUGUUGUAAUUUGUCAUUUAUCAGAGGAAAAAUAAAUUUCAAUAUAGAUAGAAA